GUUAAGUCUUCAAAACCCGGAAAAAGAAAGAUUUAUUUUGAAAACAUAUAGGCACUACUCACACAUUCUUGUGUAUGCAUAAAUAGCUAUGAAUGAUGCAGAGACAAACUUGGGGAGGAGGUUCAGCGAUGAUACUUACUCAGGUUUCGACCUUCCGGAUCUGUACUUGUCAGAUGAAUGGAUGGACGAUGAUCUUGUCUCUGCGGUUUCAGGGAUGAAUCAUUCUUAUGGUUAUGAGACCAGUGAUAGUGCUCAUGCUGCUGCCUUCUUCUCAGGUUCCUCUAGCGGUUACGGUCAUCCCGAAUCUCCAUGUACCAACGCUUCUGUUGCCGCUGCUACACCCACCGCUUCUGCCGAAAAACAGAUUAAGAAGGAAAAGAAGAAAGUAAAAGAGAGAGUUGCAUUCAAGACACAGUCUGAAGUAGAAGUGCUUGACGACGGGUUCAAGUGGAGAAAGUAUGGGAAAAAGAUGGUGAAGAACAGCCCAAAUCCCAGAAACUACUUCAAGUGUUCAGCUGAUGGCUGUCCCGUGAAGAAAAGGGUUGAACGAGAUGGAGAUGAUCCGAGCUUUGUGAUAACAACUUAUGAAGGCUUCCACAAUCACUCAAGCAUAAACUAAGGUUCCUAAGAGUUUUCUCAACUUAUGGUUACGACGGCAUGAAUACACAGUCUGAGUAAAGAUACUGAAACCAAUACUAUUCACGUUUAUAUUUCUUAUGAAUCUGUUCUAGAGACCGAUUUUCAAAUGGUUAUUGUACUUAUGCUAUACUCAAUGUAAACUGAUUGACAAAUUUUGAACGAUUUAUGAUAUCCUGAGUCUGGAAUA
This is a messenger RNA of Brassica oleracea var. oleracea, 826 nucleotides long. RefSeq names its product probable WRKY transcription factor 50. The record is from RefSeq and is a predicted model, not a curated record. Gene Ontology annotation, biological process: regulation of DNA-templated transcription. Bases 89 to 619 code for a protein of 176 amino acids. Lineage: Eukaryota; Viridiplantae; Streptophyta; Magnoliopsida; Brassicales; Brassicaceae. The transcript has 3 exons. Gene Ontology annotation, molecular function: sequence-specific DNA binding; DNA-binding transcription factor activity.